CUAUUGUAAUCUCAACUAUCUUAAUACUUGGAAUGGCUUGUUUCCAGAGAAAUAUUCCCACAGAGAGGGAGAAUGAGCAGACGAUAGCAAUUCUGAAGAAAGGGGCUUAUCUAUUAAAACACGGACGCCGUGGGAAGCCUAAAUUCUACCCUUUUCGGCUUUCAAGCGAUGAAAUAUAUCUGUUAUGGUAUUGUGGCAAAAAGGAGAAACGUCUUAACCUGAGUUCUGUGACAAGGAUCAUACCUGGACAGCGAACUGCAGUUUUCCGACGAUAUCCUCAACCCACCAAGGAAUAUCAAUCCUUCUCUCUUCUAUAUGGCGACCGGUCUCUGGAUUUGGUAUGUAAGGACAAGGAUGAAGCUGAGUUCUGGCUCACUACCCUUCGAGCUCUUCUCUCACGAAACAACUCUUCUGCAUUGGUACUUCACUCAAGAAGCCGUAGUCUUGCUCCUGACAAUGGAGAACAGAGUAGUACGAGCAAGAACUUUACGUCCAACAUUAGAUCCGUCAGCAGUGACACAAGCUACGAGGAACAUGUAAAAAAGGCCUCAGGAUCUCACAGCAACACUCCACAGAGACUGGGGAAAGUUUUCUCAGAGGUUUUGUCACAAACUGCAGUACUAAAGGCACUCUCUUUGGACGAACUGAUCCAUAAACCUCAUACUUCGCCUCCAGAGGCUAUAGAGAAUCGAUCUACUAAUCACUCCCCUGCCGUUGAUACAUGUAAAUAUAGCAUUUCCAGCGCAGUGAGCUCAUCUAGUCAAGGAUCUUCUUUUGAAGACUUGAAGUCUCUUUGUGAUGUCUUCGUUUGGGGAGAAAGUAUUGGAGAUGGGUUAUUAGGAGGUGGUAUGCACAAAAGUAGCAGCAGCUCUUCUCUAACGACCGAGUCUUUUUUGCCCAAAGUCCUGAAAUCACAUGUGGCACUUGAUGCCCAGAGUAUUUCUUGCGGCACCAAUUAUGCAGUGUUAGUCACAAAGCAGGGACAGAUGUACAGCUGGGGAGACGAAUCUGGUGGAAGGUUAGGACAUGGAGUUUGUUCCUACGUUCCACAUCCAAAACUUAUCGAUGAAUUUGACGGAGCACCUGUGGAGUCAGCUGACUGUGGAGAAUUUCAUACUUGUGCUGUAACAGCCUCAGGGGAUUUGUAUGCUUGGGGCGAUGGAGCACAUAAUGCCGGUCUCCUUGGACUUGGUAGUGAAGCUAGCCAUUGGAAACCAGUACGAAUCCUUGGUCAGAUGGAGGGUAUAAAUGUUAAAACUAUAUCUUGCGGACCUUGGCAUACAGCUUUUGUGACAUCAGAAGGUAAGCUGUUUACAUUUGGUGAUGGUACUUUUGGUGCGCUUGGGCAUGGUGAUCGUAUAAGCACAAACAUACCUAGAGAAGUCGAUGCGCUAAGUGGCUGCAGAACGAUAAAGACAGCUUGUGGUGUUUGGCAUUCAGCUGCUGUUGUCAGUGUUUUCGGUGAGGCCACAUCAUCAGGAAAGCUCUUUACUUGGGGUGAUGGAGACGAUGGGAGACUCGGACAUGGUGAUAUAGAGUCUAGACUAAUCCCAUCUUGUGUAACUGAACUGGAUACAACUAGCUUUCAGCAGGUAGCUUGUGGUCAGAGCAUUACCAUUGCUCUCUCUGUGUCUGGACAAGUUUACGCAAUGGGAAUUGCUGAUCCGAGUCAAGAUAAUGCUGUGAGAGCUCCUUCUUGCAUUGAAGGGGGUCUAGGAAAGAGUUUUGUCCAAGAAGUGGCUUGCGGGUUUCACCAUAUCGCGGUUUUGAACGCAAAAGCUGAGGUCUACACUUGGGGCAAAGGAUCAAACGGACAGCUCGGGCACGGAGACACCGAACAUAGAAGCACGCCGACUCUUGUGAAAGCUUUGAAAGGUAAACAAGUGAGGAAAGUGGUGUGCGGUUCUAAUUACACAGCAACCAUUUGUCUUCACAAACCAAUUACGGGUACUGACAGUUCUAGGUGCUCCGGUUGUCGCCAUCCUUUUAACUACAUGAGGAAGCUCCACAACUGUUAUAACUGUGGGAGUGUCUUCUGUAAUUCAUGCACUAGUAAGAAAUCCUUAGCAGCAGCCAUGGCUCCCAAAACGAACAGGCCUUACCGUGUUUGUGAUGACUGCUAUAUCAAACUCGAAGGAGUUAGAGAAUCUUUAAUAACCCCGGCGAAUAGUGCCAGAUUUUCAAAUGCAAGUCUACAAUCAAGCUGUAACGAGAUGGACGACAUUGGCAUAACACCGCAGCGUCAGCUUCUUAGGGUGGAUUCAUUUGAUUUCUUCAGACAAACUAAGAUCCCGGACCUGAAAACCAUUGGUGAAACUUCAGGAGCAAGCUGCUCAUCGUCGAGUCACUCAAAUCUGGAUACUAAAGGUAGUUUUAACAUGAAAGGCAUACGGCAACUCUCCAGGCUUACCUCUUUUGAUUCAGUUAGCCAAGAAGGCAAACAACGCACCAAGCAUUGCGCUUCAAAAUCAGACACAUCCUCUCUUAUAAGACACUCAGUGACUUCUGGUAUCCCGUUUUCACGUAGAGGUUCUGUUGAGUUGUUUCCUUUGUCGAUAAAAUCCAGCCCGGUUGAAUCUGUUGCUACAACUUCCGACUUCACCGCCGACAUUACAGAUCAUGACUUACUACAAGAAGGGCCAAAGAAAUCCAAUCAGUGCCUGAGCCAUGAAAUAUCAGUACUCAAAGCACAGGUGGAAGAGCUUACCCUAAAAUCAAAAGAACUAGAAGAUGAACUGGGAAUGACUUCAAAGAAACUCGAAGUUGCGGUGUUAAUGGCGCAGGAUGAUGCAGAGAAGAUCAAAUCUUCAGAAGAGAUAGUUAGGUCCCUAACUCUGCAGUUGAUGAACGCAACCAAGAACGAAGUAGACAACACAAAGAGACGCCGAAGCUCAUUUUGAUUUAAAACUAUAGAGAACAACC
Camelina sativa (false flax) is the source of this 2922-nucleotide messenger RNA. Lineage: Eukaryota; Viridiplantae; Streptophyta; Magnoliopsida; Brassicales; Brassicaceae. The record is from RefSeq and is a predicted model, not a curated record.